Liolophura sinensis is the source of this 553-nucleotide messenger RNA. Its product is annotated as oligosaccharyltransferase complex subunit ostc-like. The coding region runs from base 22 to 471 and encodes 149 amino acids. The record is from RefSeq and is a predicted model, not a curated record. Lineage: Eukaryota; Metazoa; Mollusca; Polyplacophora; Chitonida; Chitonidae. Gene Ontology annotation, cellular component: oligosaccharyltransferase complex. The transcript has 4 exons.
UAGACAAACUCCACAGCGAAAAUGGAAGCUAUAUACAGUGUGCCUUUCACGGUCUUAGAGUGUCCAAACUUGAAGCUUAAACGGCCAUCAUGGUUUAAAAUGCCUGGAGCUAUGGCAAUGUAUGCCAUUGUCCUUAUGUCGUACUUUUUAGUCACUGGAGGAAUCAUCUAUGAUGUCAUCAUGGAACCUCCAAGUAUUGGAUCAACGACAGAUGAAAGGGGGAAUUCUAAACCAGUUGCCUUCAUGCCAUACCGCGUGAACGGCCAGUACAUCAUGGAAGGGCUGGCCUCCAGUUUUUUGUUCACACUCGGAGGGUUGGGCUUUGUCAUCCUGGAUCAGACUAACAAACCCUUAGUCCCCAAACUUAAUCGGAUUUUGUUGCUCAGUGUCGGGUUCAUCGCCAUCAUAGUCUCCUUCUUCAUGUGCAGGGUUUUCAUGAGGAUGAAAUUACCGGGUUACCUCAUGGCAUAGUGUCGCAGAGCGGAACAAAAUUUGAAACGUACUCCAUCAUUUAAGUGUAAUUUUUAUGGAUUAAAAAGUAUGUUAUUGUAUA